AUGCUCGAACUCAUUUUCAGCCGCUUCAUCAGCAUCUUUGCUAGCAUCCUUUCCUUGCAAGUUUUGACCAGCACGGCGAUGCCAUUUCCCGUCACCAACAUCACCGAUGUCGGUUCUAACGGUUGUGUCUGGGACUUCAGCCCAACUGCUAACGUCAGGUGGCAGAUCUGCGGCGAGAAUGUCAGCUAUCAACAGCUUGUCUAUCCAACCACUACCGGGUGCAUGGCCCUGGCAACCGGCAUGAAGAAUGUGUGGACAAAUGAAUGUUCCAGCUGGAUUGGUGAGCACUACCAGAUUACUGUCGUCUUCCUGUCACUGUCAGGGGCUAAUCAUGGGGAUGUGCGCAGGAGCAUGUACCAUGUGGAUGCAGCCCGAUUGUACCGGAGAAUGGUCGUUGAGAAUUGA
This is a messenger RNA of Fonsecaea nubica, 405 nucleotides long. RefSeq lists its product as hypothetical. The transcript has 2 exons. The record is from RefSeq and is a predicted model, not a curated record. Lineage: Eukaryota; Fungi; Ascomycota; Eurotiomycetes; Chaetothyriales; Herpotrichiellaceae. Bases 1 to 405 code for a protein of 134 amino acids.